Messenger RNA from Salmo salar (Atlantic salmon), 2241 nucleotides. Its product is annotated as dopachrome tautomerase-like. The record is from RefSeq and is a predicted model, not a curated record. Gene Ontology annotation, molecular function: oxidoreductase activity; dopachrome isomerase activity. Gene Ontology annotation, biological process: positive regulation of neuroblast proliferation; ventricular zone neuroblast division; melanin biosynthetic process from tyrosine. Gene Ontology annotation, cellular component: melanosome. NCBI's taxonomy places the organism in Eukaryota, Metazoa, Chordata, Actinopteri, Salmoniformes, Salmonidae.
UUAAAAGACACAGGGUGGGUAGUUUUAUCACUUGUCCCCAGAAAUCUUAUUUUAUAAUUUCUGGGAAGAACGGGUGAAUUUACUGGAGGCCUGCAGCCCACUGUCAAUGCUAUCUGUAAUUGUGCUGAAUGGGUUGGAAAUUACGAAGUGGGCCUUGAAUUAAUUUUUUAUUUUUAAAUGGGAAAGGCAAAGACCAUGACAUUGAAUUAGUUCCAUCUCUGUGUCUUAUUGGAACUUAUUGACCACAUCAUUGCUGUGAACAGGUGUACAAAUCAAUUUUUAGGGAGAAGGCAGAAGAUUACAGCUGCGUGAAAGAUGAGGGCUCUGGUGCUGGUGCUGGGGCAUUUUUUUUUGGUGACACGGCCCGAUUCUACAGAGGCUCAGUUUCCUCGAGUCUGCAGCACGGUGGAGGGGAUCGUCUCAAAGCAGUGCUGCCCUGCUCUCGGCUCUGAUCCUGCUAAUGUGUGUGGAUCUUUAUCUGGACGAGGAAACUGCUCCGACAUCAGAGUCAGUACCAAACCCUGGGGCGGACCGUAUAGGUUGAGAAACCGAGAUGACCGUGAAAGGUGGCCAACAAAAUUUUUUAAUCAAACUUGCAGGUGCUUCGGUAACUUUGGUGGCUUCGACUGUGGCCAGUGUAAGUUUGGCUGGACAGGACCAAACUGUGACGUACGUAAAGCCCCGGUGGUGAGGAAGAACAUCCACUCUCUGACUCCAGCUGAGCUUCAGGAGUUUCUGGAUGUGUUGGACCAGGCCAAGAACACCACCCACCCAGACUAUGUCAUCGCCACACAGCACUGGCUGGGCCUGCUGGGGCCCAAUGGAACCCAGCCCCAGUUCUCCAAUAUUUCCAUCUACGACUUCUUUACAUGGCAGCAUUACUACUCUGUCAGAGACACGCUCCUUGGACCUGGACGUCUUUUCAAACACAUUGAUUUCUCCCACAAAGGACCUGCCUUUAUAACCUGGCACAGAUACCACCUACUCAGUCUGGAGAGAGACCUGCAGAGACUGACUGGCAAUGAGAACUUUGCUGUUCCAUACUGGAACUUUGCCACAGGGCAGACUGAGUGUGACGUCUGCACAGACUCUCUCCUGGGGGGACGCAACCCAGACAACCCCUCCCUCAUCAGUAACCAGUCCAGGUUCUCCAAUUGGGGGGUGGUGUGUAACAGCAUGGAUGAAUAUAACCGCCUGGUCACUUUGUGUAAUGGGACCAGUGAGGGACAUAUAAGGAGAGGUCAGGUAGGGAGGAGCAACAUGAGUCUUCCCACAAUGAAUGACGUCAGGAGUUGUCUCAGACUCAGAGACUUUGACCGUUCUCCCUACUACACUAACUCUACCUUCAGCUUCAGGAAUUCUCUUGAAGGCUAUGACAAGCCAGAUGGUGAGGCAGAGCUUGACUCCUCAGUGAACAACCUGCACAACCUGGUCCACUCCUUCCUCAAUGGAACCAGCGCUCUGUCUCACUCCGCAGCCAAUGAUCCCAUCUUUCUAGUUCUCCAUGCUUUCACUGAUGCCAUUUUUGAUGAGUGGAUGAGGAAGUCUGUUCCACCAAACUCCAGUUUCCCCGAUGAGAUGGCCCCCAUUGGUCACAACAGAGAUUACAACAUGGUGCCAUUCUUCCCUCCUGUGACCAAUGAAGAGAUUUACGUUGCGUCUGACCAGCUGGGAUAUUCUUAUGCCAUUUCACUGGAUGAGAAUGACGGUAAUCCUGUAUUUGUCGUGAGAACUACUUUGACAGGCAUUUUCAUGGGCCUACUGGCUGUGCUCAUGGUAGUCGUGGUUUACAUGCUGCACCGGCGAAGAAAGCAUGGCUUUGAACCCUUAAUACAAUACAAUAGAAAGUACAUAGACAACUCUUGAACUUUUCUUGAGCUAAAGUCUAACAGUAACCCAAAGAAAGACUACGGUUUAUUUGAUUAAGCUUGUAUGCAAUGUUCAUAUUAACGUAAUACACAGCCAUACUUAUUGGAUCAAUUGAAACAUACUGUAACUCAAGCUAAGUACUUAUUUCAUCAACAUAAAACCCUGAGGGUAGAAUGUUUGAGACCUGUAAUAUUUAUAUUCAGCCAAUCAGAACCACACAAGGGAUGAACCCAUACAGAAUAAUGAACAUUUACUGAAUAUUUAUUAAUUUAUUGAGAGCCCAUUUUCAGUUCUUGUUCUGUAAUGUUUGAUUCUAUGUUUUGGACAAAAAUGUAGCUUAUGUUUGAGAAUAAAUAUUUGUACACCCUUUGA